AUGCAGGUGCACCUGGUGCUGCCGCUCAUCAGCUGCUUGCUGACUCCGAUCGGCGCUUCCAUCUUGGGGCGCUGCGUGGUGGCUAAGAGGCUCCAGGAAGGAGGCUUGGAUUAUUUCGAGGGCUACAGCCUUGAAAACUGGGUGUGCCUGGCUUAUUUUGAGAGCAAGUUCAACCCCUCGGCUAUGUAUGAGAACUCACAAGGUGGCUACACUGGCUUUGGCCUCUUUCAGAUCCGAGACAGUGAAUGGUGUGACCACGGCAGGAACCUGUGCAGCGCGUCCUGCUCCGCUUUACUGAAUCCAAACUUAAAGGAUACAAUCAAAUGUGCCAAGAAAAUCGUAAAAGGAAAAAAAGGGAUGGGGGCAUGGCCCGUCUGGUCCAGGUAUUGCCAGCUAUCUGACACCCUGGAAAGGUGGCUGGAUGGUUGUGGUCUGACACGGCGGGGUAGACCUGAUGCACUUGCCAGCCAUGUCUUGUGA
Cricetulus griseus (Chinese hamster) is the source of this 480-nucleotide messenger RNA. The record is from RefSeq and is a predicted model, not a curated record. NCBI's taxonomy places the organism in Eukaryota, Metazoa, Chordata, Mammalia, Rodentia, Cricetidae.